AUGGCCCAGUUCCAGCAGCCUUUCCACUGCUUGCAGUAUGUCCAAAGACAACCCACGGAUCUCCUCAUUGGCUCGGCCGGCCAAAGAAUCUACUCCUACGCUGCGCCCACUGGCAAGCGCCUCGAUGUGUGGCCUCAGAAUGUAGACUCGGCAAAUUCUGCUUCAGGAGAUCAGGCGCCGCCUGAGAAACGGAGAAAACUGUCUGCCGAGGAGAAAUCGGAUAAGCCGACGUGGUCCACCAUCCCCAUUUUGAAGGUGUCUCCCGACGGAAAGCACGUAGUGGCUGUCACGGCAGAGGACAAGAGUAUCCGUGUCCUGCAGCUGGACGAUGAUGGAACACUGCAGCAAUUGAGUUCGCGGACAAUGGCCAAGCGACCCAGCGCAUUAGCUUUGACUCCAGAUGGCAAGACCAUCAUUUGCGCUGACAAGUUCGGGGAUGCCUACUCUCUUCCGCUGAUUCCCAGCACGGAUUAUGUGCCGGAGGUGCAAAGCGAGGCGAAACCAUACAAGCCGGCGGCAACAUCGCUCACCGUGCACACGAAGCGCAAUCUCGAAUCCUUGGAGCAACAGAAGCGCCAGGCUGAGCUGAAAGCAAAGAAAGUGGAAGAGAAGACUGCUCUCGCCUUCGAACACCAGGUGAUCCUGGGCCAUGUUUCUUUGCUGACGGAUUUGAUCUGUGUUCCUUCUCCGACAAACCCUUCGCGGAGUUAUAUCCUGACUGCGGAUCGUGAUGAACAUAUCCGCGUGUCUCGCGGUGUUCCACAAGCGCACGUCAUUGAGCAGUAUUGUCUGGGCCACACGGCCUUUAUCAGCAAGCUCUUUGUUCCCUCGUGGGCUCCAGAGCUUCUCGUCUCAGGUGGCGGGGACAACUAUCUAAUGUUGUGGGAAUGGACUGAGGGACGGAUGCUGCAAAAGGUCCCGUUGCUUGACCCGUCGGAGGCCACGGAAGUCAUUGUGCGUGGGAUCUGGGAAGUUUCGUUUGCACAGGUAACGGGCUUGGGUGAUCCGCUACGGGCUAUUCUGGUGGCACUUGAAGGGUCCUCGCAACUUCUCUGCUUCACGCUCGAAAAAGAAGGAACACUGAAGCAGCAGAUCCCCAUCCAGCUUUCUGGGAAUGUGUUGGAUCUAGUUGUCAUCGAGUCGCGCAAAGAGAUUGCCGUCUCCGUUGAUACGGUGCAUCAGCAGAAUUCCACGGAUACGUGGAAGCCGAGCGUCGAGUCGCCGCAGAUGCUUCUUGAAUGCCUCCGGGCCGAGAACCAGGCGGAUGGCUUGCAUUGGAUUCCGUCUCAUGAUCCUCUCGCCGGUCAAAUCGCCUCGCAGGGUACUACUGGGCUGGGAGAGGCGCUGGAUGACAAGCAGAAGAAGGAGCUGACCGGUUCGCUGUAUAGCCUGGGCAACCUGCGCAAGCGAUCUUGGGACGAAUAA
Molecule: messenger RNA, 1425 nt
Organism: Penicillium lagena
Lineage: Eukaryota; Fungi; Ascomycota; Eurotiomycetes; Eurotiales; Aspergillaceae
Gene: trm82
Product: putative tRNA methyltransferase
Exons: 3
Coding region: 1-1425 (474 amino acids)
Biological process (GO): RNA (guanine-N7)-methylation
Cellular component (GO): tRNA methyltransferase complex; cytosol; nucleus
Molecular function (GO): tRNA (guanine(46)-N7)-methyltransferase activity; protein binding
Source: RefSeq, a predicted model, not a curated record